Messenger RNA from Staurois parvus, 354 nucleotides. The record is from the annotation of a GenBank genome assembly. Lineage: Eukaryota; Metazoa; Chordata; Amphibia; Anura; Ranidae.
CAGGGGUGGACUGGUAGCUCAUGGGGCCCUGGGCAAUAGCGGAUCAUGGGGCCCCUGUGUCUUCGCCCACACUCAAACCACACCCAAAACAGCCUAUGAAAGGUACCAGGGGCAUCUCAUGGGGCCCCCUACUGACCCCGGGCUCUCGGGCAAUGCCCGAGUGCUGCAAUGGUCAGUCCGCCCCUGGCACCCCCAUGCAUCUGCCAAACGAACUUGUUUUCAGGCGCCUCAAACUGCAUGGUGCCACAGCAUCAUUCGCUUGAGUGUGGCACAUUUUUGGACGUCAGGGACCUCUCUUUCAUUUUUCUUGUGCAUGGGGUAGCCCAAUGAAAUGAAUGGGCUGCCCUUCACGCA